Oncorhynchus gorbuscha (pink salmon) is the source of this 5920-nucleotide messenger RNA. RefSeq names its product abhydrolase domain containing 11 (gene abhd11). The record is from RefSeq and is a predicted model, not a curated record. The transcript is spliced from 6 exons. Bases 106 to 1032 code for a protein of 308 amino acids. Lineage: Eukaryota; Metazoa; Chordata; Actinopteri; Salmoniformes; Salmonidae. Gene Ontology annotation, cellular component: mitochondrion.
UCUAAUGUCAGUCAGAGAAUGAUUUUCUUUGCUCCGAAAUCUGCAGAAUAGAAAAGCGUAUGUUGUCGGUCAGCCUGGAAGAAAAUUCAACGAGCCUACCUUGUCAUGAGUGUUUUCUGUCGCUUACUCUCGAGAGGACUUCUCUGCGGACGGGCAACAUGUCGGUUUGUAACCGGACAGCAGGAUUUCAGCGGUGGAGUGCUGCGGAUGACUCGGGCGGUUGGCUCGACCAGCCCUGUGAACCUAACCUAUGACGUGUUUGACGGGACAGGGGACGGCACCCCCCUGGUGUUCCUCCAUGGGCUGUUUGGCAGCAAGUCCAACUUCCACUCUAUAGCCAAGUCCCUGGUGCAGAGGACAGGCCGAAAGGUGCUGACGGUCGACGCCCGUAACCACGGUACCAGCACACACAGCACCGAUCUGACCUAUGAGGCGAUGACCAAUGACUUGACGCACUUGCUCGCCCAGCUGCACAUCGGGAAGUGCGUCCUGAUUGGCCACAGCAUGGGGGGCAAGGUCGCCAUGACUACAGCCCUGUCGCAGCCUGGCCUGGUGGAGAGGUUGGUGGUGGUGGACAUCAGUCCAGCCCAGACCACCACCCGUACCAACUUCCACUCCUACAUCCAGGCCAUGAAGGAUGUGAAUAUCUCUAGCGACAUCCCUCGCUCGACCGCCCGCCGCAUGGCCGAGGACCAGCUACGCAAACUGGUCAAGGAGCGCUCAGUGCGCCAGUUCCUGCUGACCAACCUGGUGGAGCAGAACGGACACUACGCCUGGAGAGUCAAUCUGGACGCCAUUGCCGCACACCUUGAUGACAUCAUGAGCUUCCCUACCUUCGAAACCACAUACGAGGGCCCCACCCUCUUCCUGGGCGGAGCAAGUUCUGCCUACAUCAGUUCUGAGGACUAUCCAGAGAUCCAGCGGUUGUUCCCAUGUGCAGACAUCCAGUACAUCCCAGACGCCAGCCACUGGAUCCACGCAGACAAACCCCUGGACUUCAUCAGCUCCAUCAGCUCCUUCCUGCAGCCCUAACCUACCCUGCUCCAACCCUCUCCAUCCACCACCACCUAAUUACUAAUCCUACCCUGCUCCAACCCUCUCCAUCCACCUAAUUACUAAUCCUACCCUGCUCCAACCCUCUCCAUCCACCUAAUUACUAAUCCUACCCUGCUCCAACCCUCUCCACCACCUAAUUACUAAUCCUACCCUGCUCCAACCCUCUCCACCCUCCACCACCUAAUUACUAAUCUUACCCUGCUCCAACCCUCUCCACCACCUAAUUACUAUUCCUACCCUGCUCCAACCCUCUCCACCACCUAAUUACUAAUCCUACCCUGCUCCAACCCUCUCCACCACCUAAUUACUAAUCCUACCCUGCUCCAACCCUCUCCACCACCUAAUUACUAUUCCUACCCUGCUCCAAUCCUCUCCACCACCUAAUUACUAAUCCUACCCUGCUCCAAUCCUCUCCACCACCUAAUUACUAAUCCUACCCUGCUCCAACCCUCUCCACCACCUAAUUACUAAUCCUACCCUGCUCCAACCCUCUCCACCACCUAAUUACAGGACAACCGCUGGCCUUUAACAUUAUUCACACUAAUACGGCACAGCACAAAGCCACUGUUAUCCAAUGGCGGAAAAGAACACGCUCCAAAGGGCAUGCUGUGUUGCGAAGGCUCUGAGGGUGUCGGUCACUGCUGUUGCCUGCACUCGUCAAAGUUCAAAUAAUUGUUCGACCUUUCCAACGUAUGUGCGUGGUGUUCUCGCUCUGAGCAAAACGCCUUGUGCGAAUAAUGUGAAAGGCCUGUUAGACUCUGCCCACUCACACUGGGGUCCACCUCUUAAAACAGCCAGUAGGUAGAGCUUCAAACCAGAGGAGGCACAGCCAUCUUAGUAGACAAUGCUAAUAUUGCUAACCCUGGACCAAACUCACUCUUUCUUUCCAUGCUGUUUAUCUUGCGCUUAAAGGAGCUGUAUGGAAAAUGACCUUAAUUUAUCUAUAGUAAUAGUGGGAUGACAGUUUCAUCAUAUUUUGUUCCCCAAAAAAGGUUAUUGGUCUCACAAAAAAUUGCAUUCUAAUGGUGCAGCCUUCUUAUUGGUCAAUAAAAGACGGACCAUCUCUUGUGAAAUUGACAACGAGUUACAUAUAGCUCCUUUAACCGCCAUAUUGUAAUCAAGGAUUUGUGUAAAUCCUGUAUUACCGUACUUAAUAGAUAUGUAAAUAUUAAGAAAAGUAGAUAGUUGGGUAGUAAGAGGUUGAGAUUAUAUUUAAAGUAGAUUGACAGUUUGUUUUUAAAUGAGGGAGUGUUUUUAGGUAUGAGUUACUAAUCCAAAGAUCCUCUCGUCAUUGUUGCACAGUACCAUUCUACUCUAAUCAGGUUGAUGUAAAUCGGCAUUGAAGAAAGGCUUUGAGCCAGGUCUUAUAUAGUCUAGUCUGGACAUGUUCUGUAUGUAUGUGGCUACGUCUCAAAUGACACCCUGUAUCCCAUAUAGUGCACUAGUUUAAAGAUGCACUAUUCGGAAACUGCUGUGCCAUUUCCUGGUUGCAAAAAUUCUAAUAGCUUGCCUAAUGUCAGUUUGUAACAAACAGGGAAGUAUAGUGUGGAGAAUCAUUGUACCAUCUAAACUGCUGUGAAAUAAUCCAUAACCUAAAAUAUUCAAUUUUUUAGCUGUUUGAAACUGGUGUUCAAAUCUGAAAGUAAAAGAUGCAACAAAAGAAAUGUAACUUAAGCACGGGGAGCAUAGAAAUAGCGCACACAGAACAGAUCUACCACUUCUUAGACUUGCUUUCAAUGAGAAUGACAGAUCUAGAACUUAAAUGUUUAUCUGAAUUUGGUCAGAUCGCCCAAAAAUGUACAUAUUGCAGCUUUAAAAGCAGUGCACUAUGUAGGGAAUAGGGUGUCAUAACAGCCUUAAUAUAGUGCACUAUGUUGUCCAGGGAUGUCAAACUCAUUCCACUGAGUGCCUAGUGUCUGCAGGUUAAGACCUAGACAACCAGGUGAGUUCCUUACUAAUUAAUGACCUUAAUUCCUCAAUCAAGUACAAGGGAGGAGUGGCCCUCCGUGGAACGAGUUUGACACGUGUGACGUAGUGCGUCAAGGAAAUAGGGUGUCUAAUUUGAGACAAUGCCUGAGAUACAUCGCAGUUCUAACCCUACAGUAUGGGGAAUAUGGUGUGAUCUCUAAAGCAGCCAGACUGUGUCUCUGGGAUGGGUAGUCUAGAGGGGUGAUUCAGCAGGGAGCUUGGCAGAACAGGAGGAUCGGCGAUAUAGAAAUAUAAUCUCGUUCUGUGGUUGGAACCCUGGUUGAUAGUGCUGGCCGAGAAGUGAAGCCUGGCCUAAAGACGAGCCAAGCGGAGAGAAUGUAAAGCACAGCUAAAGCAUUAUUUACAAAGCAUCUCGGGAGUAGGAGUACUGAUCUAGGAUCAGUGUGCCCCUGUUUUUGCCUGACGUUCGCUACAUACUUCAGUCUGACUGCCAUCAUUAACCAGGCAUGCUUCCAUCAACCCUUUUUUUCUGAAUGUGAUUUAUAGUACGUGUCGGAUAAAAAAAAUGCCACGAUAGCCUUGAUGGAAAAAGCUAAUUUGUCAGUGAACUUUCCAAAUGUAGACUAAACAAAAUACGCUAGACAAGGUGGGAUCUUUUUGUCAUAAAAUGUAUUAUGCGAGAACUGGGGGUCCUUCCAUUACGACUCGGGAAAGCAUGCAGUUUAUUAGGCUUCAUAUGAAAUAAGUUAUGAGGAACUUCACAUGGUGGUGACAGUGCAAGGGGAUUAGCUUGAUGCUGCUUUCCAAUAAAUAUUGAGGUUCUUAUUCUAGUGACACGCUGAUCGAUGUUUGGCUGCCAUUUGACAAAUAAAAAUGAUCUUUCUCUUUAGUCCAUAAUCAUUCAGAACAGGUCGAUCUUCAAGGCAUUCCUCGUCGAUCACAAAACAUUUCUGAGGAAAAUCCAACGUUAAAGGCUGUGAUAAAGGCUUGCGCUCCUUUUAAAUUCAUGUUGGCGAGAGGUGCGCUUGGUUUGAGAAGCCCUGCGCACCGGGUAAGCAAAGUGUUCCCCAUUUUUGAAGCAUUUCAGUUGUCUGAAAAGUUGAACUGGGAGAUCUGUGGCUAAAUCGAGUGUGCCUACUCGGGCGGCCAAUCGAUAUAUCAAAUCACAGUGCCUAAAGAGCUUCCACGACCCCAGGCCAUAGCAAAGUUUGAUACUAGCCCAACUUAGAUGUAAUAACUUGUAAAACCAUAACCACAGAGAGACUCAAAGAAUACAGCAAAGAGCUGCUCUUUUUUAGGAACGAGUUCAUGUUAAAAAUAUGUAUUCAACACUAUGCUCCGCUCUGCCUUGCAAGUGCUACACCAACUGAUCUAUUUUGUAAUCAAAUCUCAAGUUUUAAAUAUUGCCAGGCCAGGCAUAUAGCCAAUAUGCUGUGUUAAUAUAUUAGGCCUACUGCACAAACCUCAUUCUUACAGGACUGCUUUUAUUGGGUUAAUAAUGUUACAUUUUCUUAAGUCGUGCUUAAAAAAAUAAUAAUAAUCCUGAGCAGUAUCGUGUAACAUUUUGACUGCGAAAGUGAUCUUGACUCAAAGGUUGGUGACCACUGAUCUGAGCUGUUGACUAAAGUGCACAAGCCAAUACCAGAGUGGCCACAUUCGCUAUAUAACGCAACAUUUUUUUGUGACAAAACCAUCAGUAGGCCUGGAGUUGAAAGUGCCAUGGAAACCCAUUUAACUUAUUUAUUGGGUAUAUGUGAAUCCGCAAAAGGUAUUUUUAUGUGCACUACGUCAUCACGCACAGCCUUUUAUCUACAACAAGUCCAUUUGAUGGAAACUCAUCUCUGCAGAUUUUUAAAAUAUUCACGUGAAAGUCUGUCGCCAAUUGGAUGGAAACCUAGAUAUUGAAGUUGUUUGCGGUGAUGUCAAAGAGGGGUGUUGUACAAAACAAAGUAAUCAGAGAUUGGCUCAUCUCUUAACUAAUCAAACCUCUGCUUUAACAGUGUGUGUGUGUUCUGGCUCUGGCCCAACCCAUCUGUUUCUGGGACCAAUCAGAACGGUUAGAAUGGUUUUCUGUUCUAGAAAUCGUUGUGGAAGUACUCAAAUUUAGACUCAUUGCGGAGAAGCAAUUAACAAUUAACACCCGUGGGUGUAGUGUUUGGCUGGAGCAAGGUGCUUGGGUAGCCAGGCAACCCCAGGGGGGAAGAGUAUGUGUGUGUGCAUAUAUCAGCACUCCUAAUCCUACAAUGCUUUAUGAAUACGGGCCCUAAUUGUUUUAUAUUAGAAGUCUGGACUAAAGACAGGACCUCUCAAGCAGAGGGAAUGUAAAGUACAACUGCAGCGCUGAACCAUAGAUUAGGGUGCUGAUCUAGGAUCAGUUUUUCCUUUUUAGAUCAUAGUGAAUAGCGUAUGAACAAAGGGUGAACCUGAUCCUAGAUGAGCACUCAUGAAUAAGUGCUCUGGUUCUGUCUGAACUGACAUGUGGAUGUCAGUGAAGGAACAUCUACGGCUCCCCAGAGAUCGGGGCUGUUGUGUUGCUGUGUGCAAUCGCUUUUAUACAUGGUGUGUUUUGUGUGCGCUAUGUUACUAAGCCUGUGGGAAUUAGCCGGAAAGGAGAACAAAGUUGUAAAAUGAUUGUUACCGAAUGGAAUAAGACAUGGAAGUGAAAGCACACAGUGUAGCCUAGUGUUAAAGCUGUUUUUUGUUUUUUUGGUAUCUUGUCCUCAGCUGGGGAAAAAAGGUGUUGCAAUUGAUGCAAACGCUUAGUAAAUCUGACCCGUAGUCUUUGGACUUAAUUUCAGUAUUUUUGUUUUUGUCGUACUACUAGAUUACAUGUAGUGUAACAUGUUUGACCUUUUUUAUAGUGUGAUGUCAUUCAGAUAGCUAAAUAGCUACCUUUCUAUGCCAUUUAAGCGCUAAUAAAGCUAUAUCUUUCCAG